ACCAGGCACACUAACGUCAACACGGAAGGGUAAAGGAAUGUCAACCUUUGACUCGUCGCCAUCUGUCUCUUAAUGUAAAAGGAAAGUGACCUCAACUUUUUUGUUUUUACCAACCAUGCAAAUAUUUCUCACAGCAGAAGUGAAAUAUGAUAUCAAUGUCAGAUAGUCAGAGCGGCACAAAUUAUAAUCAGCUGGAUGCGGACACGACAGGAAAGAAAGAGUGUAAAAGAUGGAAUAUUUACUUUCUGGUUUUAUGUUUUUGUUUGGGCGCUGAAACGUUCGUCACAAGCUGUCUUCUGUAUGGCUUUGCCAGUGAUAUACAUGCGACCCGUGAAUCGUUAACCCAUGGCGGCUAUCCUGUCGACUGUCUUUACCAACUCGCCGAUCCAGAAAUUCAAGGGGCUGCAGACUCGGAGGGAACAGCGAGCUGCAACUUGAUGAACAACGCAAUACAGAACGGCGUCCACAAGAGACUCCUGCUAGACAUCCGUAAUUCCUUAUGGCGCACUUUAGGAGAACACAAUAUUACACAAUCUUUCAAACCAGCUAUACAUCUGGGAGCAAAGCAGGGGCUGAAACAGUAUCACUACCUGCAGAAGACAGAUUGGCUACAGUGGGACAGCAGAAGUGGACAGAGCAGUCAGGAGGGUCUGAUGAGGCUCGGCACAGACGGGGAACUCGAGGUGCCACAGAAUGGAAUUUAUUUUGUUUAUUCUCAUGUUCAUUUUGAAAGCACACCUGGGCUUCAUCUGCAGUUUAUGCAAUACUUAUUCAAGAGGAGAGCGAUGUCUCCACAGUCAGCGCUGCUGUCCAAGGCUGCAUCUUCUCCAUGUCUCAGCUCAGAGUCCGGUGUGGAACUUUAUUCCAGCCAGCAGGGGGCGCUGUUUCACCUAGAGCGGGGCGACUGGCUCUCGCUAUACGUGCUCAACACUGGUGCUGUGCGCUUCUGCCCAGAGUCAACGUACUUUGGGGCAUUUAUGAUAAACUGAUGUAGCCUUUGAUGUAUGUAGAGUGUCCCAGGAGCUGGGCCAAGCUAGAUAUACUUCUGCCAUUCCUUAAAGUAUUAAAUAUAUCUCUCAAAGUGUUAUUACAAAGUAAAUAUUUUAUAAAGUGCUCAAAAGCAACAAUAUAUAACAAA
This is a messenger RNA of Electrophorus electricus (electric eel), 1138 nucleotides long. It is a transcript of the gene tnfsf10l4, whose product is annotated as tumor necrosis factor (ligand) superfamily, member 10 like 4. The record is from RefSeq and is a predicted model, not a curated record. Gene Ontology annotation, molecular function: tumor necrosis factor receptor binding. NCBI's taxonomy places the organism in Eukaryota, Metazoa, Chordata, Actinopteri, Gymnotiformes, Gymnotidae. Gene Ontology annotation, biological process: immune response. Gene Ontology annotation, cellular component: membrane.